This is a messenger RNA of Seminavis robusta, 843 nucleotides long. NCBI's taxonomy places the organism in Eukaryota, Bacillariophyta, Bacillariophyceae, Naviculales, Naviculaceae. The record is from the annotation of a GenBank genome assembly.
AUGACCAUCAAAGCCAUCAUCGAAGGAGCCAUCAAAAAGGACGAGCCCCUGGAGCCAGCAACGGGUACAGCCGGGACGCAGGAAAGGAUAUCCACAAGCCACGUAACAUACUCGGGAGCAAUAACGAUUACAACGACAAACACUCAAGACACCGAGGCACCAGCCUUGGUGCAUUUGAUAAUGGAUCUUGGUCUUUCCACUGGAGAGGGCGUUGCCCCGACAACCCCCGUUCCUGCACCGCUGGCCGCAAAAGGUGUUACAGAAGGCAUGUGGCAACAAACUUAUGAUGGAGCUCUCCUUGUGCGCGUCGUCGGUCUUAUUCAGCAGGCGCAAACCGCGGCCAGGAAAUCGCCGAAGAGAUUGUUGGCUUUUGUGAUAUUGAGUUCUGUGAUGUUGUCCGCGUGGAUCUACGUUGUUAUACCCCUCCUGUUACGCCCCCUGCUUGAUGCCGUGGCUAUUUUUUCGGUACUAUAUGUACUCCUGGCUGUUAUGGGGCUCGUGGUUACUUGUUUGAUAUAUUGGGUCGCUGUGUUUGUUCCGGAUUCAAAGCUCGAUGAUUCGGUUGGAAAAAUUCACAAAAUGAAAGCGCGAUGGAUAGAAUUCGUGAAAGAGCAGGAUGGCCACUACAAGGGGCUGGGAAUCGAUGCUACGGCAUCUACGAACGAAGACUUUAUGCAUUACUACAAGCAGCUGGGGAUUAAUCCAACCCCCCAGUUGAAGAGGCAUUUAGUGGGCAUCAAGUUCGCAAUCUCAGGUGGCUGUAGUGAGGGCCAUGGUGAGGGCCUACCGGGGUUGUCGGAUGCAGUUUCUUGCACGCACGUGGAAAAGCUCUGCACUGUCUAA